Messenger RNA from Mizuhopecten yessoensis (Yesso scallop), 2167 nucleotides. RefSeq names its product hepatitis A virus cellular receptor 1-like. The coding region runs from base 20 to 1441 and encodes 473 amino acids. The transcript has 7 exons. NCBI's taxonomy places the organism in Eukaryota, Metazoa, Mollusca, Bivalvia, Pectinida, Pectinidae. The record is from RefSeq and is a predicted model, not a curated record.
UGGACAUAAACCAACAGAUAUGUUAAGAAUGAUAUCCUCGAAACUUUUACUGCUUAUCGUAGGAGCUUGGGCAGCAGUAAAUGGUAGCCUUGUUGACGACCUGGGAGAUUGCCCGCCCCCUUUGCCGCGGACACAAUACGUGAAGUCGUAUAAUGAUGUUUGUCUCUACCUCAUCACUGGAAAAUAUUCCUGGAACGGUGCCAACUCCAACUGCCACCGCAAUGGAGGUCGUCUGGUGCAGAUUAAGGACCAAGACAAACAGGACUUCCUCUACAACACACUGAAGUCCAUGCACUGGGGAGACUGGGGUGUGUGGAUAGGGGCAACUGACCAUGACAGUGAGGGUAGAUGGAAGUGGACAGAUGGUACCAAACUGUCCUACGGUAACUGGCAUCCAGGUGAGGGACCGACUCACGGCUUCCUCUUCUCUAAGGCAGGGUACGAGGACUGUGCCUUACUACGACUAAAUGACAAUGGCAGAUGGCACGACUAUGAUUGUGGGACUAUUCUGUAUCAUCACACAUCUAUAUGUGAAUAUCAAAAAGUGUAUCGUCCCACAAUACCUACCACUACAACCACAAGUAUGUCGACUACAACAACAAUGCCCACAAAGACAUCAACCAUUGAGCCUCCAAGAACACCUAUGCCUUCAACAACGACGACGACAAUAAAUGCGCCUACAACAACAACGAUGCCUACAACAGAAAUGCCUACCACAACAACAACAACAACCAUGCCAACCACAACAACUAUGCCUACUACUACAACCAUGGAAACCACAACAACAACCAUGCCUACCACAACAACAACCAUGCCUACCACGACAACAACCAUGCCUACCACAACAACAACCAUGCCUACUACUACAACCAUGCCGACCACAACAACAACCAUGCCUACUACUACAACCAUGCCUACCACAACAACAACCAUGCCUACCACGACAACAACCAUCCCUACCACAACAACACCCAUGCCUACUACUACAACCAUGCCGACCACAACAACAACCAUGCCUACUACUACAACCAUGCCGACCACAACAACAACUGUGCCUACCACAACAAUGCCGACAACGACGACAACUCAAAUGAAGACAACAGAAACGCCUGCUGUUACAACCACAUUUGGUGGCAUCAAAAUAGAAUUCGGCACUACGCCUCAUGCUAAGAAAAGGACGUCAGGAGUAGACAUAAUAGACGAGGCGCUAAUGAGUCAAAACGACGAUAGUAGCGAUGGUAGUACAGGAACCUACAUUGCCAUCGGAGCCGGCAGCUGUGGAGUUGUAAUUCUAGUGGCGGCCAUCUUAGCACUGGUACUGAGACGACGCAAUCGUCAGUCGAUUGCAGAAACCUAUGACCAGACAACCAAUACCAAGGACAAUCCAUUGUACGACAUAAUGCAUGGAAAUGGACUUGUCCCUGAAAAUAGCUUCGCAUAAGAGAUGCGCAAUCAGAACUAGAAUAUUCCAAUUGACUGAUGUGAUGUGCAAUAAGUGACAUUCAAAAGAAUCGAACUCAGCAUCUAUAUGCUAUUAAAUAGUGUGCCCAUUGUUAUAUGGUGAGGACUAAACGAUAAAGUUAAUCAUAUGAAAUGUCUACGUCUUCUAUCGUACCAUCUUUAUCUCCGAUAUUAUCAUCAAUUGUUAUCAAUGUACUAGCUGGUUUACAGCACAUAAACUUUAAGCUUGUUGACAAACACGUUAUGAUCUUAUCGUCAUAUCGUUUUCUGUAUCAUCUAUCAAUACACGAGAGUUAGAGAGAACGACCUAAUGGAAGGAUUUAAUUGUUAUAUACAAAACAGUUAUAUUAUAUUUCAUCACUGAUUUUACGUUAUUAUUCAAUGAGAGAGAAUGGCCGAGUGGAAGGGUGUGUUAUGUACAAGACAUUUUAUAUUAUAUUUCACCACUAAUUUAACGUUAUUAUUCAGAGAGUAUACAAGACAUUUAUAUUAUAUUUCACCAAUUAUUUAACGUUUUUAUUCAAAGAGGGAAUGGGUGGGUGUAAGGGUGUGUUAUAUACAAGACAUUUAUAUUAUAUUUCACCGCUGAUUAUGCGUUAUUAUUCAGACAAUGUUUCCUGUGAUAUUCGUUGCAUACUGUACAUACUUUUAAUUGGACACAUGUAUUACUCGUUUUCAACAGAAAAUAAAUAUGUAUUUUGAUAUA